This is a messenger RNA of Aureobasidium vineae, 1167 nucleotides long. NCBI's taxonomy places the organism in Eukaryota, Fungi, Ascomycota, Dothideomycetes, Dothideales, Saccotheciaceae. The record is from the annotation of a GenBank genome assembly.
AUGGAGCACAUGCGCGAAUGGGUCACAGUCCCCGACGCUCCCUCAACCCCUCAGACCGACUCGGCCGCCGACGCCGAAGAAGAAGCAGCAUACGGUGUACCCGCCUCGAUCCAACCUAUUCGCAAGCCUCAGACCGAUUCUGCCAACAACGACCAGAAGCGCGUCGACCCUUUCCAGUUCGGCACCCGCUAUUUGGAGGAAGGCGACAACAUCUUUGCUCAUAACGCAUGGGACCACGUCGAGACUGACGACACAUAUAAAGAGUUCAUCAAGACCCAGGAAGAGUUCCAAAGGUCCGCUCCUGUCACCGACUUUGACAAGAAGCGCUUCAACCAGCAGCCCGAGAAGUGGUGGGACAAGUUCUACAGCAACAACCGCGCAAACUUCUUCAAGGACAGAAAAUGGCUGGCCCAAGAGUUCCCUGUCUUGGGAGAGAUCACCAAGGAAGAUCACGGUGCUGCGACAAUGUUGGAAGUUGGUGCUGGUGCAGGAAACACAGCAUAUCCUGUCCUGAAUCUGAACAAGAACCCUCUGUUGAAGAUCCACGCUUGCGACUACUCCAAGAAGGCCAUUGAGAUUAUUCGUACACAAGAAGCAUACCAGAACCAGACCACUCUGCGGGCAGAUGUCUGGGAUGCCGCAGGAACCGGUGAAAGCGCCCUACCUNNCCCUGGUCUGGAAGCUGGCAGUGUCGAUGUGGUUGUCAUGAUCUUCAUCUUCUCGGCUCUGUCACCUAGACAAUGGGCACAAGCUGUGAAGAACGUCUGGAACGUCCUUAAGCCUGGUGGUCUGGUUCUGUUCCGUGAUUAUGGCCGUGGUGACUUGGCCCAGGUCCGAUUCAAGAAGGGUCGCUAUCUCGAAGAAAACUUCUACAUCCGUGGUGACGGUACUCGUGUAUACUUCUUCGAAAGGGACGAACUCGCAGACAUCUGGUCCGGCAAGCUUCCAGCAAACAGCUUCCAGGUUGAUGCCUCGGAACACACAGGAGAUGAAGACGAGCUUGCUGGGAAGUUGCAGAAUACCGAGAUCUCAGAGGAGAACAAGAUGCCUGCAUUUGAGAUCACGAACCUGGGUGUUGACAACAGAAUGCUUGUCAACAGACAGAGANNAAAGCUGAAAAUGUAUCGUUGCUGGAUGCAAGGUCGCUUCCAGAAGCCUGCAAACUGA